Lodderomyces orthopsilosis Co 90-125 is the source of this 678-nucleotide messenger RNA. RefSeq names its product MIND complex subunit. The transcript has a single exon. The record is from RefSeq and is a predicted model, not a curated record. The coding region runs from base 1 to 678 and encodes 225 amino acids. Gene Ontology annotation, cellular component: kinetochore. Gene Ontology annotation, biological process: mitotic sister chromatid segregation. Lineage: Eukaryota; Fungi; Ascomycota; Pichiomycetes; Serinales; Debaryomycetaceae.
AUGUCAGCUCUGACUUUAGAUAUCCAAAAUGACUAUGAGAAGAUUGUUAUAACUAGAAAAGAGUUGAAAACCCUAUACAAUAACAUCCUAAAGUCUAUGAUUUUGAAGCUUAAUUUGCAUCUACCCACAUCACACAAUGAUCCAAUAAAAAAUGAGGUCUACCUGAAAGUGGAGAAUUGUCUACUAAAUACAUUCCAGAACCUACUAUCGUCUCUCUUGGUGGAUGGUGAAGAUAGAAACCGCGAAUCCAUACGAGAGCUUCUACUGGUUAACGACAAAGAUGAUGAUGUGGAGCCUUUCGACGUCGAAUUAGAUAACGAAUUACGAACAAUAUUAACUGAGUAUGAUGACGUAACUGUUGAAUUGAGUGAAUUGAAACGCACGCUACUGAAAGGAAUUGUUGAAAAAUAUCAAAACUCCGUAGCUCGCAUAGAUGAUGAGGUGACACGAAUAAUUGGACUAAUUGAUGAAAGUGUCGAACAACGCGAAACCAAUAAUCCCGUUGAUUCUGCUAUUGCAAAGUUGGGUGAAGUAGAUAUUAACCGAAUGAAUGAGGAUUAUUUCAAAUACUUGCAAAAAAUCAACUACCUCAAUGGGAAAGUACCGCUUUUGGAAAAGGAGAUUAAUGAAUAUUCUAAGCUGGUGGACUUUUUGAAGGAAAGGGAGGUACAUCCUUAA